AUGCCCGUCCUCUCCGCGCGCAGGAGGGGUUUGGCAGACACCGCGGCGUCGGGGCGGCAGAGCGGGAUGAGCCCCGCCGCCGGGUCGGGGCUCCACCUUUCGGCUGCGAUCGCCCCGCCUGCCGGGAACGCGCACCUGUCCGGUCUGGGAGCUUACGUGCGUCGCCACACGGCAAGGGGUGGGCCGGGCACGGGACGCCCCUUCGGCCCUCCCGGAACUAGUCUCCACGGCCGUGGAACCGACCGGGACGGAGAGGGCAGGUCCUCCAGAGCCUUCGAGUCGGGAGCUAGAGUGGCUCGGCCUCCAAGCUGGGUCGAGCCGCCGCAGGCGACGACGGCGUCACGCGAGGGGGCGGGGCCGCCACGGGCGGAGGCCAGAGCCGGAAGCGGAAGAGGCGUCCGGAGCGGGGAGUGGGGCCUAGCUGCAGACGGAGCCUGGGAGACUAUGCAUCACUGUAAGCGAUACCGCUCCCCUGAGCCAGACCCAUACCUGAGCUACCGAUGGAAGAGGAGGAGGUCUUACAGUCGGGAGCAUGAAGGGAGACUGCGAUACCCAUCCAGAAGGGAGCCUCCACCCCGGAGAUCUCGGUCCAGAAGCCAUGACCGCCUACCCUAUCAGAGGAGAUACCGGGAGCGUCGUGACAGUGAUACAUACCGGUGUGAAGAGCGGAGCCCAUCCUUCGGAGAGGACUGCUAUGGAUCUUCACGAUCACAUCAUCACCGGCGGUCACGGGAGAGGGGGCUCUACCGGACCCGCAAGCAUGCCCACCACUGCCACAAACGCCGCACCAGGUCUUGUAGCAGCGCCUCCUCGAGAAGCCAACAGAGCAGUAAGCGCAGCAGCCGGAGUGUGGAAGAUGACAAGGAGGGCCACCUGGUGUGCCGGAUCGGCGAUUGGCUCCAAGAGCGAUAUGAGAUCGUGGGGAACCUGGGCGAAGGCACCUUUGGCAAGGUGGUGGAGUGCUUGGACCAUGCCAGAGGGAAGUCUCAGGUUGCCCUGAAGAUCAUCCGCAACGUGGGCAAGUACCGGGAGGCUGCCCGGCUAGAAAUCAAUGUUCUUAAAAAAAUCAAGGAGAAGGACAAAGAGAAUAAGUUCCUGUGCGUCUUGAUGUCUGACUGGUUCAACUUCCACGGUCACAUGUGCAUCGCCUUUGAGCUCCUGGGCAAGAACACGUUUGAGUUCCUGAAGGAGAAUAACUUCCAGCCUUACCCCCUACCACAUGUCCGACAUAUGGCCUACCAGCUCUGCCACGCCCUUAGAUUUCUACAUGAGAACCAGCUGACCCACACAGACUUGAAGCCAGAGAACAUCCUGUUUGUGAAUUCUGAGUUCGAAACCCUCUACAAUGAGCACAAGAGCUGUGAGGAGAAGUCGGUGAAGAACACCAGCAUCCGAGUGGCUGACUUUGGCAGUGCCACCUUUGACCAUGAGCAUCAUACCACCAUUGUGGCCACCCGUCACUAUCGCCCGCCUGAGGUGAUCCUCGAGCUGGGCUGGGCACAGCCCUGUGACGUCUGGAGCAUCGGCUGCAUCCUGUUUGAGUACUACCGGGGCUUCACACUCUUCCAGACCCAUGAAAACCGAGAGCACUUGGUGAUGAUGGAGAAGAUCCUAGGACCCAUCCCAUCCCACAUGAUCCACCGUACCAGGAAGCAGAAAUAUUUCUACAAAGGGGGCCUGGUUUGGGAUGAGAACAGUUCUGAUGGCCGGUAUGUGAAGGAGAACUGCAAACCUCUGAAGAGUUACAUGCUCCAAGACUCCCUGGAACAUGUGCAGCUAUUUGACCUGAUGAGGCGGAUGUUAGAAUUUGACCCUGCCCAGCGCAUCACACUGGCGGAGGCCCUGCUUCACCCCUUCUUUGCUGGCCUGACCCCUGAGGAGCGGUCCUUACACACCAGCCGCAACCCAAGCAGAUGACAGGCGCAGGCCACCACACAGAGAUGGAGAGUGCGACUGGUCUGCCCAGCCCCUUUUCUCCAACCUCUACCACCGGGCCCCAGGGCCAGAGCCACCCAAUGAACAGUGCAAUGUGAAGGAAGGCGGGAGCCUGCAGGAGAGGAGACAUGGUGCCCAGCUGCCAGAAGCACAGAUUUGACCCAAGCUAUUUAUAUGUUGUAAAGUUAUAAUAAAGUGUUUCUUACUGUUUGUAA
Messenger RNA from Cynocephalus volans (Philippine flying lemur), 2150 nucleotides. It is a transcript of the gene CLK3, whose product is annotated as CDC like kinase 3. Gene Ontology annotation, biological process: regulation of RNA splicing; peptidyl-tyrosine phosphorylation. Lineage: Eukaryota; Metazoa; Chordata; Mammalia; Dermoptera; Cynocephalidae. The record is from RefSeq and is a predicted model, not a curated record. Gene Ontology annotation, cellular component: nucleus. Gene Ontology annotation, molecular function: ATP binding; protein tyrosine kinase activity; protein serine/threonine kinase activity.